AUGGCGCCGGAAAAGCGAAACAACUUUCUUGACGCCGAUGACAGCGACUCCGACGCCCAGUCACAAGGCUACGAUUCCGAUCGUGAAGUUCGCAAGGGCGCACGCACCGCCAAGCGUAGAAAAAUCGAUAAUACCCGUGCUGGCAGCGACGGUGACGACUAUUCCUCCGACGAAGGUAGCGGCUCGGAUCACGGCGUCCGUUUGAGCAAGACCAAAGCCAAGGGCCCCGUUGCGCCUGCAGCGGUCAAGGUCCCCAAGCUCAUAAAUACCGCCGACCCGCUCCGGUCUCUCAUCAAGCGCAACCUCGUUUCCUCGGAAGACGCCAUCAAAAAGUCGGGGGUCCUUUACGUCUCCCGAGUCCCGCCCUUUAUGAAGCCUCACAAGCUCCGCACCCUCCUCGAGCCCUUUGGCACGAUCAACCGCACAUACCUCGCUCCCGAGGACCCCGCAAGCCACCAGCGCCGCGUCCGUGCCGGCGGCAACAAGAAGAAGCUCUUCACCGAGGGCUGGAUCGAGUUCGUCGACAAGCGCGACGCCAAGAAGGCGCACCAGCUCCUCAACGCCCGAACCAUUGGCGGUAAGAAAGGGAGCUACUACAGGGACGACGUCUGGAGCCUCGUCUACCUCAAGGGCUUCAAGUGGCGCGAUCUCACCGCCCAGAUCGAGAAAGAGAACGCCGAGCGCGAGAGUAGGAUGAGGGCCGAGAUCAGCAAAGCCGCCCGCGAGAACCUCGAGUUCGUUCGCAACGUCGAGCAGGCCAAACAGCUGGAUGGUAUCAAGGCGAAAAAGGAGAAGAAGGAUAAAAGAGUGGCCAAGGGCAAUUCUGCUGGGCAGGCGCCCUCGAGGACCUUUAAACAAGUUCCUCAGGUCUCCAAGAGGAAACCUGGAGAGGUCGGCGAAGAGCCUGCAGAGAACGUAAAGAGGGUGCUUAGUAAAAUCUUCUAG
Molecule: messenger RNA, 945 nt
Organism: Parascedosporium putredinis
Lineage: Eukaryota; Fungi; Ascomycota; Sordariomycetes; Microascales; Microascaceae
Source: the annotation of a GenBank genome assembly